UCCCUGGGCCAUAUCACCGCGGCGACUCCGCCACGGAGGAGAUGCGGCGCACCGACGAGCGCAAGCUAGAGAACCUGGCCUACGCCCUCCAAGACGGCGGGCCGUCGGUGGAAGAGUACAUGGAGGCCAUAGCGUCCGUUGAGGCCGACGCCAGGAGCCGCUACGACGGAGACGUCGCCAUGGAGUGGGGCGCGUUCUGCAGGAUGCUACUGCUCGAUGGGUUCCAGCUGAUUACAGUGCUCAAGUUUCUCGGCUAUGAGCCGCCGCCGCUUCCACCUCCAGCUCCAGGGUGCAGCAGCAACAACAAUGGACAAGGGAACUGCAGGCCGAGGACCAGCGUUGUCAUCAGUAUCGAACAUGACUUGAUGAUGCUGGAGAACCAGAUACCAUUCUUCGUCGUCCAGAGGAUCCACCGCUUGCGAUACGGCAUUGGUGGAAAUGGAAUGGACACGGUUGAAGAGCUAGCCUGGAGGACCAUCAAAAGAAUUAUGAAUGACGCCCCGGCAGCGACCAGCUUUCCACCGGCGAAGUGCCACCAUUUGGUACAUCUGUGCCAUGAAUACUGAGGCCAAGCAACCUCGACAAGUCACUAGGCGCAUGCGGUGAUUAUGGAAGAUUCCGGCGAGCCAUCGAGUACCACGAGGCCGGUGUCAAGUUCAGGCGGUUGAACAGUGAAGCGGACGGCAGCUCGCGGCGCCCCUUGCUGGACGUGACCUUCUCCGACGGGGUGCUGAGGAUGGCGCAAGUGAGGGUGGACGAGAGGACCAAUUACAUCCUCCGCAACGUCCUCGUUUACGAGCAGCGGUACGACGACACGGCCACCAGCGGCGCCACCAGCUACGUGACGGCGUAUGUGAUGUUCAUGUCGCAGCUGCUGGGCGGGCCGGAGGACGUGGCCCUGCUGUCGCGGCACGGGGUCAUUGAGCACCACCUGGGCGACGACGCCGAGGUGUGCGCGCUGUUCCGGGGGCUGGCGCAGGGGCUCGUCUUCGACCCGUCCGGCGGGCACUACCUGAGCACGGUGGGCGUGAGGCUGCGGUCGCACCACCGGUCGCGCCUCAACCGGUGGCGUGCCUGGGUCAUGCGGCACCGCUUCCGCAACCCGUGGCUCGCCGUGGCGUGGGUCUUGGGCUCCAUGGCCGUGCUGGGCACCAUCGUCCAGACUGUGAUCACUCUGCUUCCCUACGUGCAUCAUCAAGGACGCACGCGCAACAUCGGAAGCUAGCUAUACACGAGUAUUCUCGUGAAUUCGUGAUAUCGUGAUCACUCUGCAUCCCUACGUGACUCAUCCCCUACGUAGUUUAAUUUUCCUUCAUAUGCUUCCUCUGUUGAUUCCUCAUAUUUGAGAGUGUCCCUAUCCUCCCUCACCUCUGGCCAUCGAAUCUCGUUUAUCGUCGAUCACAAUACUGACUACGAUCUUCAAAGAGUCGCAAUUGGCGGCGCUUUCCAGUCGCAAAUGUCGGGUGUGUAGGACUUCGAGCCGCAGCCAGACACCUAGCAGAUGUGCACCCAACAUGAUGAAUUAUUGUGUGAGGCGUGAUUGGCCACUAGUAUCGGUUUAUUUCAUGGCACGAAGCAAAAUGGCGGGGCAUUUUGGUAAA
Triticum aestivum (bread wheat) is the source of this 1601-nucleotide messenger RNA. RefSeq lists its product as uncharacterized. The record is from RefSeq and is a predicted model, not a curated record. The transcript has 2 exons. Bases 42 to 566 code for a protein of 174 amino acids. Lineage: Eukaryota; Viridiplantae; Streptophyta; Magnoliopsida; Poales; Poaceae.